Rubroshorea leprosula is the source of this 2889-nucleotide messenger RNA. The record is from the annotation of a GenBank genome assembly. NCBI's taxonomy places the organism in Eukaryota, Viridiplantae, Streptophyta, Magnoliopsida, Malvales, Dipterocarpaceae.
AUAUCUUUGAGGGCAGGCUUGAGGCAGCCCUUGCAGAAGGUGGAGCUUAGCUUGGCCGUCAAAUCGUACAGAGAAGUUCUCAUAAGGGGAUUUAAGGUUGGCGAGGAACUCCGAUUGAGAUGAAGACAGUCAGGUGUGAAUGAUUGGAUCGACGGGAAAGCUAUUGGAAUCCGGAAGCUGAGUUCCAUUUCCGGUAAUCUGAUCUAGUAUCCUUGCAAUACAGCAUGGACAGGGAAAAAUUGUCAUCUAAACGCUCCAGAGACGAUCGUGAGUCUGCCAAAGACCACCGUGACCACAAGCACCAUGGGAGUCACCGAGAUUCCGAUCACCACCGCCGGCGCUCAGAUCGCAAAUCGUCCAGGCGUGAUGACCGUGAAACCUCUCGCGAACGCGAGAAAUCCUACGAUUCCCGGGACGAAAGAGAAGGUAGCCGCGACAGGAGCGAGAGAUCUUAUGAACCUAGAAUCGAAAGGGAAGGUAGUUCUGAUAGGGAUAGGGAAUCGAAGCGAGAUAGGGAGCGAAAACAUCGUGAAGUGAAGCGCGAGGGAUCGUAUGAGGAGAUGGAAAGCAAAGGUAGGACGAAGAGGAAGGAGAGGGACGAGAGCCAGGAAAGACGAGAGAAAAGAGCUAGGGUUUCAUCUGAUGAUGGAAAAGAGAGGAGGAGAUUCGAGGAUGGAGCAAAGGAAGGAGAGGGAAACAGAGAUGAAAACAGGGAGCGGAAAAGGUUUGAAGAUAAAAUGAAGACGGAAGUGGACAAUGGAAAGGAAGUUAAAGCAAACUAUUCUGAGUCUAAUGUUAACAAUGUAAUGAACGAUGAGCUUACUGAUGCUACUGCUGCCAAGGGGAGUGUGCCAGUUGAGAAUGGUGCCUCUCAUGGAUCAUCAUCAUCCACCAUUACUGUUGUAUUAAAGAAUGCUGAAAGCUCCAAGGCAUCUGACCACCACCUUACUACAAAGGUAUCUUCAACUUCUAGCCCAAAUGAAAAUAAGGGAGUUAGUAUUACAAGAUCUCAUGAGGUUAUUGGAACAUCAAGUACAGAUGCAACACCCUCAGCUGCUGGGAAAAAUGGUGGUAAUCUUUCACUUGAUGCUAUAGCCAAGGCUAAGAAAGCUUUGCAGAUGCAGAAAGAGUUGGCUGAGAAGUUGAAAAAGAUACCUACAUUAAAUAAGGUAGGUACCUCAAGUUCAGGAGCUAUUACUGGAACAGUUCAAGGAGGAACAAUUCCAUCAUCAGUUGCCCCUACAGCUGUUCCAACAGGUACUGAUGCAACAUCAAGCUCAUCAGCGUUACUGGCUGUUAGUCCUUCUGAGAAGCCACCAGCAAGUGGAGUGUCUGGCGUGCCUGGCCUUCCAGCAAUAUCCAAUUUAGAAGCUGUCAAACGUGCUCAAGAACUUGCUGCUAAGAUGGGAUUUCGCCAGGAUCCCCAGUUUGCUCCUCUUAUAAACCUAUUCCCGGGGCAGUUGCCAACAGAAGCUCCUGUUGCUCAGAAGCCUACGAAGGCCCCUGUUCUCCGUGUUGAUGCACUUGGUAGAGAAAUAGAUGAGCAUGGAAAUGUAGUGAAUCAGACAAAACCAAGUUACCUUAGCACCCUUAAGGUGAACAUUAACAAACAGAAAAAAGAAGCAUUCCAAAUUCUUAAACCUGAACUUGAUGUGGAUCCAGAAUCAAAUCCUCAUUUUGAUGCAAGGAUGGGUAUCAAUAAAAAUAAGCUUUUGAGACCAAAAAGGAUGACUUUUCAGUUUGUAGAGGAAGGGAAAUGGACAAAAGAUGCUGAGAUAAUCAAGUUGAAGAGUCAGUUUGGAGAAGCAGGAGCAAAGGAGCUAAAGGCAAAGCAAGCACAAUUGGCAAAGGUGAAGGCUGAUAUUAAUCCAAAUUUGAUAGAGGUGUCUGAAAGAGUUGUUGUCAAGGAAAAACCAAAGGACCCAAUACCUGAGGUAGAGUGGUGGGACCUGCCUCUUCUGGCUACUGGUUCAUAUGGUGAUGCUGGUGGCGAGGUGACUGAAGAUAAACUAAAGAUAGAUAAGAUCACUAUAUAUGUUGAACAUCCUCGUCCUAUCGAGCCUCCUGCUGAGCCAGCUCCUCCACCACCUCAACCACUGAAGCUAACUAAGAAGGAGCAGAAGAAACUCCGCACUCAACGGCGUCUAGCUAGGGAAAAGGAUAGACAGGAGAUGAUUAGACAAGGCCUUAUAGAACCCCCAAAACCAAAAGUUAAAUUAAGUAACCUGAUGAAAGUGCUUGGAUCUGAAGCAACUCAGGAUCCUACAAAGCUGGAAAUGGAAAUCCGUAGUGCUGCUGCCGAGCGCGAACAAGCUCAUGUUGACAGGAACAUUGCUCGGAAGCUCACUCCUGCCGAGCUCCGUGAAAAGAAGGAGAAAAAGCUUUUUGAUGACCCAAAUACUUUGGAAAUCAUUGUUUCAGUUUACAAGAUCAAUGAUCUUUCUCACCCUAAGACCCGCUUUAAAGUUGAUGUUAAUGCCCAAGAGAAUCGAUUGACUGGUUGUGCUGUGAUUUCUGAGGGAAUGAGCAUCGUAAUUGUUGAAGGUGGAAGCAAAUCCAUUAAAAGAUAUGGAAAGCUAAUGCUUAGGCGUAUUAACUGGGCUGAGGCCGUCAAAGAGGAAGAAGACGACGAAGUUGAAGACCAGGAUAAACCAGUUAACAAGUGCAUGUUAGUGUGGCAAGGUAGUGUGGCCAAACCAAGCUUCCACAAGUUCUCUGUUCAUGAGUGCAUGACUGAAGCUGCUGCCCGAAAAAUUUUCUCGGAUGCUGGAGUUGCUCAUUACUGGGAUCUUGCUGUCAACUUCACAGAAGAUUAAAAGUGUGAGUUUGACAGUGUUGUAAAAAGCAGAACUAGGCGGUGCCUAAGCUCUAGGCAGCGUCAUCUUGCCU